Messenger RNA from Saccharomycopsis crataegensis, 192 nucleotides. RefSeq lists its product as uncharacterized. Bases 1 to 192 code for a protein of 63 amino acids. The record is from RefSeq and is a predicted model, not a curated record. The transcript has a single exon. NCBI's taxonomy places the organism in Eukaryota, Fungi, Ascomycota, Saccharomycetes, Ascoideales, Saccharomycopsidaceae.
AUGUCUAUAGCCAUCGAUGAAUACGAUGAGCCAUAUCCAAUUGGAAUUUAUAGAGGCAUUGAUUACUCAAUAUUAAACCCAGCAAAACAAUUACUAACCAACCGACCAACCAAAAGAUUGAGGAAAGAAUCUUACGCAGAAGAACCUAAUUCGAAAAACAAGCUUUCCCCUGGAGUCGUGGGCCCAAAAUAA